Messenger RNA from Mytilus trossulus (common blue mussel), 1158 nucleotides. RefSeq lists its product as uncharacterized. Gene Ontology annotation, molecular function: protein binding. Lineage: Eukaryota; Metazoa; Mollusca; Bivalvia; Mytilida; Mytilidae. The record is from RefSeq and is a predicted model, not a curated record. The coding region runs from base 85 to 1158 and encodes 357 amino acids. The transcript has 8 exons.
CAUGGGUAUACUAGAGUUUAAUGCGGUCGAUUUGUAGUUAAGGAGGAAUUUAACAUUAAAUCUGAUGCACUGAUUGGAUUUUGAAUGGUAUAUCUAUCUAUAAUAGCAGUGAUAACUGAGUAUAUACUGCUUUUGGCAGUGCCCGUUUUUUCCAAGGAGGCAAACAUUACUCAUUUUGUAAAAGGUGUAGGUUUCUCCAUAUGUGUAAAGGGCGAACAAUACUUCGACGUGGAUCAGAACAAGUGCAGACGAUGUCCGCGUUGUAGAAAAGCUUCCAAUUAUUUGCAAUUUAAAAUAAGAAUCAGUCAGGAGGUUGGAGCUUUAGACUGCUAUCCAUGUUACUGCAAACCAGGUGAACAAUUGUAUGACGAAUAUUCUGAAAAAUGUAGUACAUGCCCUACCUGUAAUAUGUAUGGUUACAUAAACACUAGUGAGGAAAUCCAUAUUGAUGAGUUUUAUGGAGCCCUCAAUUGUAGCCAAUGUGUAUGUACUUCUGGAUACUUUGCUAAUGCUUUGACACAUCUCCAGUGUGCAGAGUGUUAUGACUGUCAAGGACAGAAUAGAGAGUUUAUAACUCCCUGUACACAAGACACGGAUUCAGAAUGUGGUAACUGUCUUGUAGGGUAUACGAAUCUUGGAAUCGAAAAUGCUGCAUGUGUUAAAAUCAAAUCAACGGUAGCACUAAACCUCGGCUCACCGACAACAACAACGAUCUCAAAUAGUGGUCACAAUGGAGUGGUGAGAUCCCAUACUAUACUGAUAGUUAUUUUGGUCAUGGUAACAUUCACUGCCGCCUGUAUCAUCUGCAUAGUUUAUCGUAUUAUAAACCAUCCAUCCUGUUGUAAUUUCACUAAUGAUGUGACUCCCCCUGUAUCUGCUACAACACUCAUCUCAACAACAUCUGCAAUGAAGAACAAUAAUCGACAGGGACAGUUGAAUGUGGGAUCCACGGCGGCUGCCAUCCCUCUACUUUCAGGAAACAUAGACCUAGAACAAAAUGAUGAAGUUGAAGAACAACUUGAAUCUGAUGGUUUGCUCAGCAGUAACCAGAUAGAAAAUGUGAUGGAAACCAUAGAUGAAAGAAAUGUUGUCGUCAUAUACCAGAAAGGUGAUAGCUGUUCAGUUCAUAUUAACAACCCACAAGAGUCGCCAUCUUGA